Molecule: messenger RNA, 1485 nt
Organism: Penicillium atrosanguineum
Lineage: Eukaryota; Fungi; Ascomycota; Eurotiomycetes; Eurotiales; Aspergillaceae
Exons: 1
Coding region: 1-1485 (494 amino acids)
Molecular function (GO): aldehyde dehydrogenase (NAD+) activity
Source: RefSeq, a predicted model, not a curated record
AUGGGCUCUAUCAACGAGAACCCCGCUUUCGGCUAUUCGCCUAGCAACCUACCUCAGCAACUUUUCAUCAACAAUGAAUAUAUCGACGCAAAAAACACUGAGACCAUCUCAGUCUUCAAUCCAAAGGACAAUUCACUGGUCUCCGAUAAAGUGCCUGUUGCGGGCGCAGAGGAUGUUGAUGCGGCCGUGGCCGCCGCGGAAGCUGCCUUCCCCGCAUGGAAGGCCAUCACGGCAUUGGAGCGACGUAAUAUUCUGCUGAGGUUCGCCGAUCUUAUCGAUAAACAUAGCCUAGCUCUGGCAGAGCUCACGCGAAUCACGCUUGGUGCACCGUAUGGGCCGUUCGGCAAAUUCGAACUCGGCAUGGCCACGGAGUCAUUCCGUUACAAUGCAGGCUGGAUUGACAAGUUCGCCGGAGAGGCGCACCCUCAAGAGAAUGGCUUCAUGAAGAUCACUCGCCAUGAGCCCUUGGGCGUGACUGCGGGAAUCGUCCCAUGGAACGGCCCGCUUGGAACAGUCGGUCUCAAGGCGGCUCCGGCGCUGGCGACUGGCAACUGCUUCAUCCUAAAACCUUCAGAGAAGACGCCAUUUGCUGCGUUGGCUUUGGGCCUAUUGAUCAAGGAAGCUGGCUUUCCACCCGGCGUCUUCCAGAUUUUGUCUGGGGCUGGGCCGACGGGAGCUCUCCUCGCACGGCACAUGCGUAUCCGGAAGGUUAGCUUCACUGGGUCGAUUAGGACUGGGAAGCUGAUCCAGAAGAUGGCUGCCGAAACCAAUCUCAAGCGAGUCACCCUUGAACUCGGUGGCAAGUCUCCAGCUGUUGUGUUUGAUGAUUGUAACUUGGACAAUGCUGUCACCUGGUGCGUCAAUGCGAUCGCAGCCAACACCGGUCAGGUUUGCUUUGCCGCCUCGCGUGUUUACGUGCAAGAGGGUAUUCUGGACAAAUUCACCGAGAAGUACAAGGCAGCCUUGGAGGAGCGCGCCAAAGCAAUUAAUGACCCUGAAGAGGCGACGACACUGAUGGGGCCUUUGGUGGAUGAAGCCCAGUUCCGACGUGUGACUGGUUUCAUCGAGCGAGGUGCCCAGCAAGGGGCGAUCCUCACUGGAGGAAAGCGCGUCGGCGACAAGGGAUACUUCAUCCAACCCACCGUCUUCACAAAUGUCGCGGCCGAUGCCGAGCUGUACCGAGAAGAGAUCUUUGGCCCGGUAUCUAUUCUCAACUCUUUCAAAACUGAAAGUGAAGUGCUUCAGAAGGCCAAUGCCACAGAGUACGGACUUAUGGCUGGUGUCUUCACCCAGGAUAUCAACAAGGCCAUGCGAAUGGCUAGCGAGUUUGAGUCUGGAAUGGUCGGUAUUAACUGUGUUAGCCUGAAUAUGCUAAACGUGCCCUUUGGUGGUAGCAAGCAGAGUGGUCUUGGUCGUGAAUGUGGCCGUGCUGCCCUCGAACAUUUCACCGAGACAAAGACAAUCAUGAUCAACUUGACAUACUGA